Molecule: messenger RNA, 919 nt
Organism: Hibiscus syriacus
Lineage: Eukaryota; Viridiplantae; Streptophyta; Magnoliopsida; Malvales; Malvaceae
Product: 60S ribosomal protein L13-1-like
Exons: 5
Coding region: 118-741 (207 amino acids)
Biological process (GO): translation
Cellular component (GO): cytosolic large ribosomal subunit; ribosome
Molecular function (GO): RNA binding; structural constituent of ribosome
Source: RefSeq, a predicted model, not a curated record
AAACAAGCCGCAUAUAAAUAAGCAAUUGUCCAGAAAAACCCUAUAGUUAGGGGAACAUCCUUCGUUCGCGACGAUCUUCUUCUGUUUCUCCUGUUAAUCUCCUGCCAAAGGUAAGUCAUGGUUAAGCAUAACAAUGUUAUCCCAAAUGGUCACUUUAAGAAGCACUGGCAGAACUAUGUGAAAACUUGGUUCAACCAGCCAGCAAGAAAGGCUAGAAGAAGAAUCGCAAGGCAAAAGAAGGCAGUACGGAUCUUUCCAAGGCCUACUGCUGGACCUCUUCGUCCGAUUGUUCAUGGCCAGACUUUGAAGUACAACAUGAAGUUGAGAACUGGCAAGGGUUUCACUCUCGAAGAGCUCAAGGCUGCUGGUAUUUCAAAGAAACUUGCACCUACCAUCGGUAUUGCUGUCGAUCAUCGCCGUAAGAACCGAUCUCUUGAAGGUCUUCAAGCCAAUGUUCAGAGGCUUAAGACCUACAAGGCCAAACUUGUUGUCUUCCCAAGAUGUCCGCGCAGGUUUAAGGCUGGUGAUUCUACUGCUGAAGAGCUUUCAACUGCAACCCAAGUCAAAGGACCGUAUAUGCCUGUUUCUCGCGAGAAGCCUUCGGUUGAGCUUGUGAAGGUCACGGAAGAGAUGAAGUCGUUCAAGGCCUAUAACAAACUGCGUGUGGAACGAAUGAACGAGCGACACAUUGGUGCCAGAUUGAAGAAGGCUGCUGAGGCGGAGAAAGAAGAUAAAAAGUAAGUUUUGCCAUUUGGCUUGUCCAAAAUGACUUGUUAAAGACGGUAGCCGUUUUGUUUUCAACUGCAAUUUUAGAACAUUUUUAUUAUGUUUGUGAUUCAAUUUAUUGAAUCGAUAAGCUUCAUGCAAUACCCAUGUAUACUAUGGUGUUUUUUAAUCAUCUAUUUUGAUGUUGUGUCAA